This is a messenger RNA of Lithohypha guttulata, 351 nucleotides long. RefSeq lists its product as uncharacterized. NCBI's taxonomy places the organism in Eukaryota, Fungi, Ascomycota, Eurotiomycetes, Chaetothyriales, Trichomeriaceae. The record is from RefSeq and is a predicted model, not a curated record. The transcript has 2 exons. The coding region runs from base 1 to 351 and encodes 116 amino acids.
AUGACUGCUGACGCUGAUGUUACGAGUGUGAAUAGGGCAAAGACACGGUUGAGCCAGUCGAAGCCGAUUCUGGAGACGAGCGAUCUAAACGUGAUCGGGAGGAUGACGCCGCCUACUGCUGCUCCGCUGGCUCCAAUACCAAGAGCGAUUGGGCGGAGGUUUGUGAAUGCGUUGGCAACUGCUGCCACAGCUGGUACAUAUGUCAAGCCUUGUCCUGCACCUCAAGAUCGAGGCAUAGCUAUGGCUAAAGCUGAGUGUCAAAUGUCCGAGAACGACGAGAAAGCAUCCAAAGCUGAGUACACUGCGACUAUAGCCACGGUCGAAGAAUGGACCGGCUACGACGCCAGCUAG